This is a messenger RNA of Gasterosteus aculeatus aculeatus (three-spined stickleback), 2731 nucleotides long. NCBI's taxonomy places the organism in Eukaryota, Metazoa, Chordata, Actinopteri, Perciformes, Gasterosteidae. The record is from RefSeq and is a predicted model, not a curated record.
AAUUCGAGCGCACCGGAUGUGGUUCUAUAGCCGGAAGUGACGCAGUUCGUCUGUCAUCGUUGUUUGCGGACCGAGGAGAAGCUAGUAUAGCUUAGCCUUUUGUCACCUACUCCUCCUUUAAUCGGCUAGAGCUCCUAUAGCUGUGAUGGUUUGACCAAACCUCCACCUCCCGUAGCCCCGCAGAAGGAUACCGGUAUUUUCUAAACGACGAAGCGGCCAGCAAGCCACCGAGUGCGGCAACAAUGUCCAGCCGCCUGGCCUUCCAGACCCAGCUGGCCUCCAUCAUGGAGGUUCUGGCUAACGCCGCAGUGGCGGAGAUAUGCAAGCUUGUGGACGACGACUACGCGGUGGUGAGUCUCCAGAUGUCUCAGUGCCAGAGAGAGAACAAAGCCCUGAAGAGGAAGCUGCACUUGCUGGAGCUGAAGAUGGCCCGUGGAAACGCCGAGCGGAGGCUGCGGGAAAGCGCCGCGAACGGUGGCCGAGCGAGGGUGCAGAUCCACGGCAGCGACAGGCUGCGAGAGCCCUCGCCUUCUUCCGUUGGUGUCUUUGAACAACGGAUGGCCGUGGCUCUGUGGUCCAGUCAAGCUGCUGCAGGGGCCGCGGGGAGCAAGCCGACCCGUUCUGACCGCAUCCAGAGUACGUCUCCAGAUGUGGAGCUGGUGGAGCCGGAGGUAGUGCUGGUGAAGGAAGAGAUGGUGGAGGCAAGCAUGUCAGCAGUUGAAGAAUCAGUGGAAAACGUGCAGAUUAUAGGAGAUGACGGAGUGGCGGAGUGUCUCCCUCGAGGACCUGCAGGACCGAGACCCAGCCUUGAACUUCAAGACACGCAGUCCACUUCCAGUCAAUCCCACUCCCAGAUCCAGAGCAACAGGACCCGGCGUACCGGCAGCAGCAGAGGAGUGGAGGAGGAGAAGCCGGUUGUCGUGCUGGUGAAGCUAGAAGAGCUGGAGCCAGCGACGAGGAGCCAGUCAGGCCUCAGCGUGCAGGAGGGGUUGGUGGAGUCGAGCACCGAUGACUACCGAGCAGUUCUCCCGUUCGAUGAAGUGACACUAAUGUCCACCAAUCAGCUGUGUGACCUGCAGGAGUCCGGGCCAGGCUUGUCAGAGUCUGCAGCACCUCAGUCGACCACCGUGAUGUCACAGGACCCCGGCAGCACGCAGACCGACGCGCCCGCCAACCCCAAAACAGGCCGGCAGAGGUCCAGUGGCAGCGGCGCCGAGCACUCGGAGUACUCGCUGUUUGAACUGGAGACGUUCUUCACCCGCUGGGCUCCCGACAGCGACCCUGCGGCGGCCCGCGGCGGCCCUCCGUGUCCUCCGUGUCCUCUCGCCGCCGGGAACUCGGCCGGACGCGACGCGCGCCGAGUAAUUCUUGUGGACGCCGAACCUCAAUCCGGCCUUCGGCCGCCACAAGGGUCCGUUUCCGCGGCGGGGAGGCUGAGCAGAAGGCGGAGUCACUCCCCCGGCGCCAUCCAGCAGACCGUGUCACGAGGGACUUCUAUGCCAACACCUGUAUCGAUGCACCCUCCGUCUGCGCAGCCCCCCUGGAGCAAACACGCCGCCCUGAUCCGAAGUGCACAGGCUCAGCUGCAGCAGCAACGUCGCAUCAGGAACAGGGUCUCUCCCUCUGCGCCGAGCGCCCCGCCGGCCCCCUCUCCCCCCGCGAGCAACACGCACAGAGGUGACAGUUCAAAGGCCCUGAGCUCCACGGCGGCUCCGUCGUUCGGGGGACCCACAGCGGCCCCGGCCGGCGCGGAGGGGGCCCUCGCCGCACGACACCGAGCCGACAGCGUCGCGGCCUGCGAGCGGCGCAGGAGGAGCUACAUGUGCCGCGCCUGCGGGAAGGCCUUCUCCGGCCUGUCCAACCUGGAGGCCCACGAAAGGGUGCACACGGGGGAGAAGCCUUUCCGCUGCGGCACCUGCGGGAAGAACUUUUCCGAGGCCGGCAACCUGAAGAAGCACCAGAGAGUUCACACCGGGGAGAAGCCCUUCCGCUGCGCCCAGUGCGGGAAGCGGUUCGCUUGGAUCUGCAACCUGCGGACGCACCAGCAAUCCGCCACAGGCUGUGCAGCAGAAGCCACGGGAAGCAUCGGGCUCGGCUGAUCAAAGAGUAGCGGUGGGGGGGGGGGCAUUUAUGGCUGCUGGGGCUGUAUUCUCACACUUCCUUAUUCCUAAAUAUGGACACGGCAACAUUAGUGGGAAAAACUUUCCAGAUGUGUUGUGUCUUUGAUAUAUGAAUCACUGUAAUAUUUUAAGCUCUCAGUGGAAACAAAAAGACCAAAGCCACGUUUUUCAUUGGCUGCAGGUCAAAAGCUUCUUUUCCUCGUAUGUUUUUGCUUGCUUUUACUUUAUUUUAGCUGUUUUACCAUCUCUGUCGCACUGUGAGAUCUGUUGAUGAAGAGUGCGUUAUUCACUGUGAUUAAUUCUUUUUUCAAGCAUCUUCAAGUUGAUUUCUGUUGAUUUAGUUGUCAUCCGGCCCCCGAAGGGGCUACGAGGGUUAAAGGGAUAUCUUCACAUUUUGCUCUUCGUGGCCUUUUAAUUCCCUUCAAUACACCCUGUCGGCUCCUCUAUGGUAACAGAACAAUUAAUGGUAAAGGUAUAAAUAACUCAAAACUGUCUUUUGUGCAGAAAUACUUCCUCAACAUGCCAGAAAUCAUACAUUUAAAAAAGUUAAAUUUUCUUUAUAAUAUAUUUUACAAAAAUGUGUCACGCUCCCAUUAAAGAUAUUAAAUCAA